CGCUCGCACACGGAGCGCGCACACCAUGGGAGGGACGGCGGGGCGCAGCCCGGAGCGCUGCCGCUUUCUGGACGCAGAAGCGGCCAAGGCGCGGGAGAAGGGCUGCCCCAGGUACCAGCUCUGCGGACUGCUCUUCAGCCUGCUGCUCCUCUCCCUCAUCCUGAUAUGUUUUGGUGUCAGGUACCUCUGGAACCCAGCGCCCAGAAAAGUCUAUGACAUGGAGCACACGUUCUUCAGCAACGGUGAGAAGAAGAAGAUUGUGAUGGAGAUUGACCCCCUGACCAGGACAGAGACCUUCAGCAGCGGGAAUGGCAGCGAGGAGAUCCUGGAGAUCCAUGACUUCAAAAACGGAAUUACCGGCAUCUUCUUUGUGGGACUUCAGAAAUGUUUCAUCAAAACUCAGCCCAAAGUCCUGCCUGAGACCACAGAGGCCAAGAUCCCUGAGCUUGAGGGACAGGAAAUCACCACCACCUACUUUGAGCAGUCUGUGGUCUGGGUGCCUGGGGAAAAGCCCAUUCAGAACAAGGAAUUCCUGAGGAGCUCCAAAAUUUUUGACAUCUGCAAAAACGUGACCAUCUUCUGGAUCCACCCCACGCCAAUAGCAGCUCCUGAGCUGGCCAACCUCGAAGGGGCAGAAGAAGAAGAGCCUGAGCUGCAGAUGGACAGCCAGAGCUGGCUGGACGGGGGGAACGAACACAAGGAGCUGCAGGAGAACACACGGGCAGGGCCCAAGCGUCGGGCACGGCAGCUCACCGAGGAGGACCUGCCCGUCAAUGACUAUUCGGAGAACGGGCUGGAGUUCCACCCGCUGUGGGAUGAGCGGGGCUACUGCUGUGCCCAGUGCCGCCGUGCCCAGCGCUACUGCCGGCGGGUGUGCGAGCCGCUGCUGGGCUACCACCCGUACCCGUACUGCUACCAGGGCGGCAGGGUCAUCUGCCGGGUCAUCAUGCCCUGCAACUGGUGGAUCGCGCGCAUGCUGGGCAGGGUGUAGCGGGCACGGUGUAGCCGGGCACCGUGUAACCGGGUAGGGUGUA
Molecule: messenger RNA, 1034 nt
Organism: Melospiza georgiana
Lineage: Eukaryota; Metazoa; Chordata; Aves; Passeriformes; Passerellidae
Gene: TNMD
Product: tenomodulin
Exons: 7
Coding region: 26-991 (321 amino acids)
Biological process (GO): negative regulation of angiogenesis; negative regulation of endothelial cell proliferation
Source: RefSeq, a predicted model, not a curated record